Vigna radiata var. radiata (mung bean) is the source of this 1122-nucleotide messenger RNA. RefSeq lists its product as uncharacterized. Bases 1 to 1122 code for a protein of 373 amino acids. Gene Ontology annotation, biological process: proteolysis. The transcript is spliced from 2 exons. NCBI's taxonomy places the organism in Eukaryota, Viridiplantae, Streptophyta, Magnoliopsida, Fabales, Fabaceae. Gene Ontology annotation, molecular function: nucleic acid binding; zinc ion binding; aspartic-type endopeptidase activity. The record is from RefSeq and is a predicted model, not a curated record.
AUGGCCAGAGUGAUGGAGAAGACCAAGAAGGAGGCUGAACGACAGCAAAGUCAGCCUACUAGGAGUGAGGGACCAUCUAGGUCUCGUGGUGGAGUUAGUGCUAAGAGGGCCCCAUACUCUAGACCAUCACUUUCUUCUGGGUCUAGGGGUUCAUCCUCCCAACCAUCAGUGCAGUCAGGACCACCUAGGUCAUUUGGCAUAGUUAGGUGCUUCGCGUGUGGAGGACCUCAUUACAGGAACAACUGCCCUCAUGUGAAUGUUGCAAGGAAGUGUUUCAGGUGCGGGAAAGAGGGGCACUUUGCUGUUGAGUGCACCUCUAUUAUAGGGACAGGACCUCAGGCACAAAGGACUGGUUCAUCUCAGCCUAGGGGAGGUGGUAGACCUCAGGCGACAGACAGAGUAUAUGCCAUGACAGGAUUAGAGGCAGUCAGCUCAGGUAACCUCAUCAUCAGCUAUUGCUUGCUUUUUGGAGUGCCUUGUGUGGUAUUAUUUGAUUCGGGGGCAACACACUCCUUCAUAUCGGAGGCAUGUGUUGAAAAGUUGGGUUUAGAAGUAGAAGAGUUGAACCUUGAUUUGGUGGUGUCUACUCCAACAUCGGGGGGGCGUCAGUUCAAGGUAAAUCUCAUUUGUUUACCUUUGCAAGGGCUAGUGGUGAUCUUAGGAAUGAAUUGGUUAUUCGUCAAUCGCAUUCUUAUCGAUUGUGGUAACAAGGAGCUGAUAUUUUCGAAAUUAGAUGAAGACAUGUCCUUGUCACUCGGUGUGCUAAGAAAGGAUAUUAUAGAAGGCGCUAGUUGCUUCUUGAUAAUGACGCAUAUGGAAGUGACUCAGGAACCAGGCUCAUCGGUUUUAGAGACUCAGGGUGUGAACCUCGCUAUAGUGAGCGACUUCUUGGAUGUUUUCCCUGAAGAAGUUCUAGGUUUACCCCCUCCACGUGAAGUGGAGUUCUCUAUUGACUUGGUCUCANGAGCAGGACCAAUUUCUAUAACUCCUUAUAGGAUGGCUCCGGCGGAAUUGGCAGAGUUAAAGAAGCAAAUUAAGGAGCUAUUAGAGAAACAAUUUAUCCGGCCUAGUGCCAUCACCUUGGGAAGCGCCAGUAUUACUUGUGAAGAAGAAAGAUGGUAG